This is a messenger RNA of Colletotrichum gloeosporioides, 1371 nucleotides long. RefSeq lists its product as uncharacterized. Lineage: Eukaryota; Fungi; Ascomycota; Sordariomycetes; Glomerellales; Glomerellaceae. The record is from RefSeq and is a predicted model, not a curated record. The coding region runs from base 1 to 1371 and encodes 456 amino acids. The transcript has 2 exons.
AUGUCAUCAUCGCAGCCAAACCCCGACUCGGGCGAGAAGCCCACCAAGAGCGAUCACCGCGCCGAGAACUGGACGCCCAAGGAUGCCGCAGACGGCUGUGUCACCAGAGAAAUCUGGGUCGCAAUCUACACCAAGACCUUUGAGGAGUUCUCGAGCCCUGAGAUCCAGAAGAUGUGGAAGCGCGGUAUCAACGAGGUGUACGGCUGGGCCCGCAGCACCGAGCAUCUCGCCUGGAUGCCCCGGCGAUACGUUGUCCACCAGGUCCUGAAGUUCUGCGCAUUUUCGCUGAACUUGUACGACAACAACACCUGGCCGAAGGACUUUGGCCCUGUCAUCAUCCAGGAUGCAGAGAAGGCAGAUCUCGACGAUGGCUACCGCGAGUGGCUUGAGAUUGCGGCCAACAUCGAGAACGAGAACGCUGCCAUCUUCAAUCACGACCCAGAGACUGAAUUGAAGAAGAAGAACCUGACGGAGGAUGAGAACCCGAAGGAGAGCCAGGACGUUGAGAAGGAGGAUGGUUCCGACCCAAAGCAGGAGAAUGACUUGAAGCGCAAGUACCAGGCCGAUUCUAAGCAAGAAGAGCAUGCAUCCGCCAACAAAAAGAGGAAGUCAGACACCGAGCAAAACUCCCAGAUGAACAAGAACUCCCAUGUUGAGAACACUGCCGAACUCGAGCCAAAUGCAAGCAAUGCCCCGUCGGCCCCUGAGGCGACCAACACCCAGCAGCCAAUCGUCUGGAGUGUACUCAACAGAAAGAAGGAUCUUCAGACCUUCAAUAUCCCCAACUGGAUUGCUGAGGCCAUCGACGGAGGUAGGAAGGAGCGAGAGGAUUUCUUCCAGAAGGCCUUCCUCCCUCGGGAUGAGCAAAGCCUGCCCGGAGAGGGCUUUGCCGUGAAAGUUCCGUCCAAUGUUCAACAGACGAGUCUCUUUCGGAGCGCUGGCCAUAUCCAGCUUGCAAACAGAAAGAUAAACCCGGCGCUGCAGAUUGCCUGGCUCGACUAUGAGGGAGAGACGUAUCUCUUAUGCUUCCAUAGGAACCCGAACGACAAUUUCAAGGACCUUCUAGAUGACUACGUCAUGAUCUGGGUGGGACUGAAGGAGUACUGCCGCCAUCUACGAGUGCGGCCCGCGAACAAACACGUCCAGCUAGCUGACUGGCUUGCUGAAAGCUUUCGCACAUACGGCAUGAGGACCAUAGCACUCAUGGGCCUUCAUUUCAACAAGCUGGAGAAGGAUGACGAGGACAGGCUUGCUCGGUCUCUGGAAACUGAAUGCAAGGUCUCGGAUGUUCCGCAUGAGUGCAGCCCGGAACAACACGAUCACAACCUCUGGUUUGACGGACUGACCGGCCCAAAGAAUGACAGCUCUUAG